CGGGGAUUUUCAUCGAGAUGGACACGUUGGACUGCUGUGUCGCCCAGAUGCGCGCGUGUGCCGACAAGCUCCGAAGCACAAAGAAUGCGCUCUCCUUGACAUACCUCGACAUGAAAGCAAGAGACUUACCAGCAAUCACAAUUACAUCGAGAUUAGUUUUCGAGGAGGAAGAGAAAGAAGAUGACAUCGUCGAGAAGCACAAGCGGCGUUACGAAGCAUGUGUCAAGCAAGCGGAGGAACAGGUUGAAAAGUUGAUGGCAGAAAAAAAACAACUCGAGCAAGAUCUCCGGCGGCAAUCGCAGCAAUUCCGCCAAGUACUGGAAGAGCGAGAUGCUGACGUUCAAGUGGAAUACGCAAAGAUGAUCGCAGAGCUCAACGACCACAUUGAAGACUCAAAACAGCAAUUGAACGCUGCGGUUGAAUCACGUGACGCCAAGCAAUCGCUAGUUCGUAACUUGCCUUCUCCGUCGUUGGCUAGCCAAGCUGAUCUUCACAAGCAUCGCAUGCUGCAGCAACAAAUCAUGGGUUUGUCCAAGGAAGUGUCGGAACUUCAGGCUGAGCUCCACCAAAUUGAGGAAGAAUUAUCGCGCCCUGUGGCUAUCAAGCGCAAGGCAAAUGCAUUAGAUGAAGCCGAUUCCAGCCAUCACGUUUCAGUCGCCCAAGAAUGCAAUGAUAUCCAGGUGGAGAUUGCCAUGCUCAUUGAAACGGAACAAGCGUUGCAGGACCAGGCUACCCAGCGGCGAUUACAUGCAGCCCAGCAAGAAGAAAACCAAUUGGCUCUCCGUGAAGUGGAAGAGGUUGGUGCAUGCGACUUGAGAUGAUGAGAGACGAAGUCCACUGCUAGUUGGAGCAAGAAAUUUCCAGUGUCGAUGCGUCUAUUGCAACGCUAACAACUCGACUGCAAGCUCAGUUAUUUCGUGUCUUGGCACCCUCAUCGACAAUGGGAGCACUUCUUACUCGUUUGUGCUCGUAUAUUUCAGCGCAAGGGGACGCCCCGAUCGCCAUAUCGAAUGUCUUGGAGAUGUGUCCGUCACAAGUUGAAGGCAACGAAUGUAUCGAUCUGUUGGUUAAAGUCGGUUUUGUUGUCAGCGAUGGAGUGAACCUUCGACAGACCACCACUUAACCAACAUCUCCCUCCGCACGUAAGUCAUCAAGUGUUUGGCAAGUUAUGCCUGGUUAAAAUACCAAUACAGCGAAGAGGGCCAUUGGGCUGUGAGUGGCAAAACCAUCAAUAGACCUGCAUCACCACAGUUGACGGUUAAUGAAGUCGAAAAAGGAGAUGAUAUGAAGGGAACACAUCAAUUUGGUUGAGUAUUAACAGUAAAUGCUUGACACUAC
This is a messenger RNA of Aphanomyces invadans, 1338 nucleotides long. RefSeq lists its product as hypothetical. The transcript has 10 exons. Bases 18 to 821 code for a protein of 267 amino acids. Lineage: Eukaryota; Oomycota; Saprolegniomycetes; Saprolegniales; Verrucalvaceae. The record is from RefSeq and is a predicted model, not a curated record.